Messenger RNA from Micropterus salmoides (largemouth bass), 4078 nucleotides. RefSeq names its product adenylate cyclase 2b (brain) (gene adcy2b). Gene Ontology annotation, molecular function: adenylate cyclase activity. The transcript is spliced from 25 exons. The record is from RefSeq and is a predicted model, not a curated record. Gene Ontology annotation, cellular component: plasma membrane. Gene Ontology annotation, biological process: adenylate cyclase-activating G protein-coupled receptor signaling pathway; cAMP biosynthetic process; adenylate cyclase-inhibiting G protein-coupled receptor signaling pathway. NCBI's taxonomy places the organism in Eukaryota, Metazoa, Chordata, Actinopteri, Centrarchiformes, Centrarchidae. The coding region runs from base 1 to 3378 and encodes 1125 amino acids.
AUGUGGCAGGAGGCUCUGUGGACCCACGGACGCUACUUGCUGGAGAAGAACGAUGGCGGCGAGGGUGCCGAGGGGCCCGAGGGCCUGGGAGACGGGUGCCCGGGUUUCCAGAGCGAGGUGUGCGUGGAGGGCGAGAAGCCCCAGGACUGGCUCUAUGAGUCCUACUACAGAAUGAGCCAGCAGCAUCCGCUGAUCGUGUUCCUGCUGCUGAUCGUCAUGGGAACCUGCCUCGCGCUGCUGGCGGUGUUCUUCGCUUCAGGACUGAAUACAGAGGACCACUUGACGUUCUUGAUCACGGUUCCCGCUGCUCUCUUCCUAUUCCUGUCCAUCUUCAUCCUUGUCUGCAUUGAGUCGGUCUUCAAGCGGAUGCUCCGCCUCUUCUCUCUCCUUAUUUGGGCCUGUCUGGUCACCAUGGGUUACCUGUUCAUGUUCUCAGGAGGGAUCCUUAGCCCCUGGGACCAGGUGUCCUUCUUCCUGUUCAUCGUGUUUGUCGUCUACACCAUGCUGCCUUUCUCCAUGAGAGGGGCCAUUAUCGCCAGCGCCAUCACCUGCUUCUCGCACACUGUCACCCUCAGCAUCUGUCUGGCCUCCACCGUCACAGAACUGGAACCUCUAGUCUGGCAGAUUUUAGCUAAUGUGAUCAUCUUCACCUGUGGUAACCUGGCCGGAGCCUACCACAAACAUCUAAUGGACCUGGCUCUCAAACAGACCUACCAAGACACCUGUAACUGCAUCAAGUCCCCCAUUAAACUAGAGUUUGAGAAGCACCAACAGGAGCGUUUACUGUUGUCACUACUGCCGGCUCACAUAGCCAGGGUGAUGAAAGCCGAGAUCAUCCAGAGGCUGCAGGGACCCAACUUUGGCCGAACUGAGAGCACCAACAACUUCCACAAUCUCUAUGUGCAGCGGCACACCAAUGUCAGCAUUCUGUAUGCCGACAUUGUGGGCUUCACCAGGCUGGCCAGUGACUGCUCCCCAGGGGAACUUGUGCAUAUGCUGAAUGAACUCUUUGGCAAGUUUGACCAGAUUGCAAAGGAAAACGAGUGUAUGCGCAUCAAGAUUCUGGGAGAUUGUUACUACUGUGUUUCUGGUCUGCCUGAGUCGCUUCCUCACCACGCCAGGAACUGCGUGAAGAUGGGCUUGGAUAUGUGUGAGGCCAUCAAGAAGGUCCGAGAUGCAACCGGAGUCGAUAUCAACAUGCGUGUUGGUGUUCAUUCUGGGAAUGUCCUGUGUGGUGUCAUUGGCCUCCGGAAGUGGCAGUAUGAUGUGUGGUCACAUGAUGUAACAUUGGCCAAUCACAUGGAGGCAGGAGGUGUGCCAGGGAGGGUCCACAUCUCUUCGGUGACGUUGGAGCAUUUAAAGGGCUCAUAUAAGGUGGAGCCUGGAAACGGACAGAGCCGAGACUCCUACCUGAAAGAACAUGGAGUGGUCACCUUCCUGGUCAUCAACCCCAAGACUGAAAAGCACAGCCCUCUGUUGGGUGUGCGGUCUCGUCCCUCUCUGGAUGGUGGGAAGAUGAGGGCGUCUGUCAGAAUGACCCGAUACCUGGAGUCCUGGGGUGCUGCCAAGCCCUUCGCCAACCUUCACCAUCGAGAUAGCAUGACUACAGACAAUGGCAAGAUCAACACAACUGACGUUCCAAUGGGGCAGUACCACUUCCAGAGGCGAGAGAGGUCCAAAUCACAAAGGAGGAGGUUUGAGGAGGAACUCAAUGAGCGAAUGAUUCGCACCAUCGACGGCAUUAACUCGCAGAAACAGUGGCUGAAGUCUGAGGACAUCCAGAGGAUCUCAUUGUUCUUUCACAACAAAGCUCUGGAGAAAGAGUACAGAUCCACGACAUUACCAGCCUUCAAGUACUAUGUCACCUGCGCCUGCCUCAUAUUCUGCUGUAUAUUCAUCGUGCAGAUCCUCGUCUUGCCGAAAACUGCUGUGCUGGGGAUCUCCUUUGGCCUGACAUUCCUGCUGUUGGCUUUGAUCCUGCUCCUUUGCUUUGCUGGUCACGUUCUGCAGGGAAGGAAGGGGUCCUUCUGCUCUUUGACCUGGUUCCCAACUUCCUCCCACAUCAUUGUCACCAAUAAUCCCUGGCUGCGAUUGGUCCUCACCAUGACGACCACUGCUCUCAUAUUGGUGAUGGCCGUCUUCAAUAUGUUCUUUGUGGAGGAUCCGGGAGGAUCCGGGGAAGACGAACUGACAACUACUCCACCUGAAGUCCUGAUAACUACUCCACCUGUGAAUCUAACUAAUUCCAGCCUGUUGGACUACACGGAAGAAAACACAGGAGAAAACAAGUUUUAUCUGCCAUACUUCAUCUACUGCUGUAUACUGGGCCUGGUGUCGUGCUCGGUGUUCCUGAGGAUCAACUAUGAGCUGAAGAUGGUGGUGAUGCUGGUUGCCGUGGUGAUCUACAACAUCAUCAUCCUCCAGACACAUGCCUCCCUGCUGGAUGGAUUUAGCGAAGCGCUGUACCCCACAGUUACGCUGGAAAGGCCAGGAGUUCUGAAGGAUCUAAAGACGAUGGGCUCUGUGUCUCUUUUCAUCUUCUUCAUCACCCUACUGGUAUUAGCCAGGCAGAAUGAAUAUUACUGUAGGUUGGACUUCCUGUGGAGGGACAAGUUCAAGAGGGAGUGCGAGGAGAUCGAAACCAUGGAGAACCUCAAUCGGGUUCUGCUGGAGAACGUCUUACCUGCUCACGUCGCCGAGCACUUCCUGGGACGCAACUGGAAAAACGAGGACCUUUAUCAUCAGUCAUACGAGUCCGUGUGUGUGAUGUUCGCCUCCAUCCCAGACUUCAAAGAGUUUUAUACUGAGUCUGAUGUCAAUAAGGAAGGACUGGAGUGCCUCCGUCUUCUCAACGAGAUCAUAGCAGACUUUGAUGAGCUGCUUUCCAAACCUAAGUUCAGCGGAGUGGAGAAGAUAAAGACCAUCGGUAGCACCUACAUGGCUGCAACUGGACUCAAUGUGACACCAGGACCAGAGUGCGCACAGGAACAUGACCGACAGUACAUGCACAUUGGCACCAUGGUGGAGUUUGCCUUUGCUCUUGUAGGGAAGCUAGAUGUCAUCAACAAACACUCCUUCAAUGACUUCCGACUCCGAAUUGGGAUAAACCAUGGGCCAGUGAUUGCAGGGGUCAUUGGAGCCCAGAAACCUCAGUAUGACAUCUGGGGAAACAGUGUGAAUGUGGCCAGUAGGAUGGAGACCACGGGGGUACUGGGAAAAAUACAGGUAACAGAGGAGACAAGUCAUAUCUUGUCAACACUAGGGUACAUGUGUUCAUGUCGAGGCAUUAUCAACGUGAAGGGCAAAGGAGAGCUGAAGACCUACUUUGUUCACACAGAGAUGACGCGAUCUCUGUCACAAGGGACUGUGAUGCCUUGAGCGAGCCACACUAACCGAACGAGCAAGACUUGAGAACACAGUCACACACACACGCAGUGGCCGUAGAGAUGAUCCGUCAUGCUCCGUAACUAUCCCCAUUACCAGAAGCCAGCAGUACAAUGGAUAGACAACUGUUGAGAACCAGUUUUGUCCUUAGCAACACAAUGUGGAGCAGGGCCGGGGUGCACCGCCACAGUCCUUCAACGCUGCAUUUUGGACAGAUUUUACAUCACGAGUGUAACAAGGACUUCGCUCUGAGGAGUCACUUCACUGUCUAAAGGAGUGCCUGACUAAAGAGGGGUUUGCUAAAUAAGUGCAGCUCUUGAGGACCGCAGUCACCCAUCUGUACAAUAGUAGGGUUGUGGAGCUAAUUACCCAUGCCAGCAUUGCAGUGCUUCAGAGCCUUAUACUUGACUGAGCUCCAUUUUAUUCCAAAUGGAUGUUACAAUAGUUUAUUGUCAUAUAGAGCAGUUGAUGCCAACAAAUCACCAGUGUGAUGGGUAGUUUGCCAAAACCUGUGAACUGUAUUUAUAGCUUCUUGAGCUGCGUUUGUGUCCCACUGUAGAGUAGGUUGACUCAAGCACAGGAUUCAUGAGGAAAAUCUUUUUUAUAAGCCAUCUGGAUCCAAACCAACAGCAAUGCGUGUAAAUGCUCACUGCCAUCAUUUUGUUAUUCAUUAAACAUUUGUAUAUAAAUUGAG